CCGGUAUUGGGUGUAACCGAGAUGCAAUCGUGCUCCCGCCCAAAUACAAGUUUGGUGGUCUCCACGCCGCCAGCUGAUACACUGGGGGGGACCCUCGACUCUGCAGGGGCGAAAUCCUCUGCGGAGCCUGAGUCGUGUUGCCCUCAGCCAUCGGUCGGUGACGGUCUGCUCUCCGGUUGGACCGUUGUUCCCCAGCAGAGUCGCAAGGCAAAGAAUGUGCCAGUUGUCAAACACCAGGAAUGCGACCAUCCAGGGAAGCGGCCCUCCGACACGAAGAGUCAAAACCGAAAAAAUAAAAAACGACGACGCAAAAUAAUGCGUCGUGAUGCAGCGAUCUCCGAGUCGGAGACAAUUAGAGAACCCAGUCUUGAUAUCACAUCCGUUGCGGGCUCAGCCGUCGCCUCUGCUGAGAGUGGACCUGUUCCCAGAACUACAAAUGAAUCAUUGCAAACGAAUUGGAGUGAACUCACAGGCUCUAAACGCUCGCGCCUCGAUGACGCGCAAGGGGCGAACAAAAAGCCCACCCUUAAGGAGUCCCGCACCGUCCAAACCGCGAAAUACGCUGAUGCAAUGAAGGAUGACCAAAUUGUGGCUAUAACCUCGGACACACCUACGGGCCAGCUCAACCAAGCGCAGGCUGACCACAUCCUGACUGCGCUCCAACCCUUGCUUCAACAAGAAGCAUUGAAUUUCAAAGAAGGAGAUAAUCGCAUCCUGUUUAGGGGAAAACCUACGUUUUCGGGGGGCGUACUUAAACUGUGGUGCGAUGACACUGGGACGUUAGAGUGGCUCAAGAAAGCGGUCCAGAAGGUCGCACUGCCAUCUGGUGACAGAAUCUGCGUUAAGAGACUUACAGACGUGCAAAAAGCCGUACGCUGUGGCAUCCUGCUCCCAGGUGUGUGGAAGGAAAUCAAGGCUGUCGGCCUUCAGCUCCAAUAUCACAACGAAUGGGCGCAGGUAGACCGUUGGUCGCUCCUCCGGUCUGAGGUACAAGAAUCAGAAACGUUCAUAGUUGUCAGCAUACCGGAGGAUCUGGUAUCGACGGUAAUGGAACACAACCGACGCCUAGGAUUCUUCUUUGGCUCGGUUUAUAUAAAAUUCCAGGGGCCAAAGGGUAAAUUUACGGAAUGGCCGCCCAUGUGGGACAAACCAACGGUGGACAGCGUGUCCACGUCUGCCGCUACCGACUCGAAUACGGCCUCGCAGCCAAAUACCAUUACGGAAAUUGAAUAAAUUGCUCGACCACAACGCAUAAUAUAAUAAAUCACACUAUUAACUAUAUAUUGGAUAUGCGGAUGACCCAGUUGCUUAUCUCUAGUAAGAUUACAAGUGUCGUCUCUGAAAUUACAUAGAAUGCUCUGGGUAUCAUUAAGAGUUGGUGAAACUAAAUAACCUUACAGUAAACUCACGAUAGACCAAAUUGAUUUUCCUCACCAACAGACGCCAACUAGGAAAUAGGACUUCCUAAACAAUAUGGCUUCGUGCUUCGUUUAUCGGAAGUGGUUACAUACCAGAAAAGCGUCUGACACGUCGUUUAUAUCGCCUUUACUUAUUUUACCGAUGCUUCCAAGCUGGACUCCGUCGCACCCAACUCACUAAGCACAGAGAGCAAAACGGUCAAGCAGAUAUACUGUAAUACGUAACUUAUGAAAGAAAGAAAGAAAGAAAGAAACAUUAAUUUGACUCCACAGAAUUACAAUUUAAAAAAAUAAAAAAACAAUAAACUUAGAACAAAACAAUACAAUAAUGAACACAAAACAUCACAAUAAAAAGCUUAUACAAAAAAAAAACAAUUAAACAAAGAAAAAUGAAAAAAGAAAAUAUAUAUAAAAACAAAUAAUAUAGAAAUAAACAUAAAAACGAGAAACAUAAAGUGGAGCCAAAUGGGGUAGCCACUCAGCCUACGCAGCAACGCAGUUGCCACACUGAUUUUCAGUGGCCCCCCUCUGUGACAGUUGGAGCGGCAGACGUAUUCAAAUACAUAUUAAUUAUAUAAAUAUAUAUUAAUAAAUAUGAAUUAUAUGAUAUGAGAAUUCAUAUAUAAUUAAGACUUAGCUAAUUCGGAGAUGAAAUCACGUUAACAAUAGUUUAGUUUAGAGUAAAUGAGUUCGCUCCAAGUUUGAUAAAACAAUUAAAUGAUGAAUGAAGAUCUAUACAUUUGAGAAAAUCAAUCAGUCAAACAGAUGGAAAAUGCAUCACCCCCCUUUCUCACGAAGUGUAAAGCGUGCGACAAGAAAUUUUCAUACAAAUACAGUUUGUUAGAACACAUGGCGUCUACACACGUGCAAGCGACGGAGCACGCGUGCGAGUGUGGUGCCACCUUUACACGGCCUGGCGCUUUGAGGCGACACAGACUCGCUAAACAUGAUAAAAUUGUGAUAAAUAAAUGAGUUUUUUGAUAA
Zerene cesonia (dogface butterfly) is the source of this 2402-nucleotide messenger RNA. RefSeq names its product zinc finger protein 782-like. The record is from RefSeq and is a predicted model, not a curated record. The transcript is spliced from 2 exons. Gene Ontology annotation, cellular component: nucleus. NCBI's taxonomy places the organism in Eukaryota, Metazoa, Arthropoda, Insecta, Lepidoptera, Pieridae. The coding region runs from base 22 to 1233 and encodes 403 amino acids. Gene Ontology annotation, biological process: regulation of transcription by RNA polymerase II. Gene Ontology annotation, molecular function: zinc ion binding; RNA polymerase II cis-regulatory region sequence-specific DNA binding; DNA-binding transcription factor activity.